Molecule: messenger RNA, 668 nt
Organism: Dentiscutata erythropus
Lineage: Eukaryota; Fungi; Glomeromycota; Glomeromycetes; Diversisporales; Gigasporaceae
Source: the annotation of a GenBank genome assembly
AUUUUAGUAAUAUUAGUUCAGAUGAUUCAGAUUAUACACGUAGAAAAAAGAAAGGCAAAUCAGUUGUUGAUUCUGUUACUAAAAAUUUAAUAGCAGAAAAAGAAUCAGUAGAUCUUGAACAAGCUAUUAUUCAGUCAAAUUACGUAGAUUUAAGCAACAAGUCGCAAGAUCCAGAAGAAUUUUUGUCAGAAUCAGAAUUGUACGAAUCAGGUAUUGAGCUUGAUAUUUCUGAAGAUAAACUAAAAAAUACUAAGAAACGCAAGCAUAUAGAUGAUAAUAUUUCUAAAAAUUUUGAACAGAAAAACAAAGAUAAUCUAGAAUUUAAACGGUUAAAAAGAUUAUUUAAAGGAAAAGACACUCCAAAGGACAUGUUUGAUCCUUUGAAUGGGACCCCUAAAUCACUAGAUAUCAGUUCCCCUUUACAGAUUCAUCGCCUGAUUUUCCAAGAAAAAAGAGCCAACUCGAGUUACAGAGAAACUUUACCUGACAGCACAACUCAAAGAGCGAUACCAGCAACUCUUAUCAUCAUUUUUGGCAAGAAUCGCACUAGGAUACACAACUACGUUCUCAUUGGAUUUUUAAAGGAAAGUAAAAAAUUGACCAAUUCGCCCGUUCCUAUGCUAUAUGAAGAUGAGAGAACACAGAUACGCUUCUCCGAAUUCUUGUGA